AGUCGAGCUUAGGAUUCUACACAAAAUGCUCGCGUUCCAUUUGUUCCUCUGCAGUUUGUUUACGGGCGCCUGGAGCUGGGGUUAUGGCGAACCCAAAUAUUAUGCCCCAACGUGCGACUAUAUCAAUUGUCCGGCAGUCAAAGACGAAGUCUGUGCCAAGACCCAGGGCUCACACCAGGCUGCGACCUUUGAUAACGCCUGCGAGGUUCAGCGCUAUAGCUGCCUGACCGGACAAUAUUGGCACAUACUCUACGAGGGACCUUGCGAGUGCCCAGUCAAAUGUCCACUCACGUGUAGUCCCGUCUGUGCCGCGCUGGGCAGUACGCAGAAAACCUUCCAAAAUUACUGUGAAAUGUUGCAGUUCAUCUGCCAUACAGGAGAACCUUGGAAAUACCUUCGCAAUGAGGCUUGCUUAGAUACAGAAUCCCAAUACUCGGCGUAUGCAGGACCAUUCAUUUCUCGUGAAUCAUAUCCAGUUUAUGGGCCCCAUCCUUAUGGACAACAUGCGUAUAGACCACCCGCUUAUGGCCCUCCAGCCUAUGGAGCUCCUGCCUACCAAGCCCCAGCCUAUGGGCCCCCAAUGGCAUAUCCCAGAGCCUUCCAAUCCCCACCACACCCAUAUGCAGCAUCGCAGCUGCAGCCAUAUCAUCUAUCAAUCUCAAGGGACGCUUUGCCAACUGAGUCAACGGAUGCGUUUGGCCCAACAACAACCAACAUAGUUCCCGAUAGAUCUACAAGUUCUCCUUAUACUGAAGCACCAACAUCGACUGAAUCAUCAACAGUUUCGACAGCAGCUCCAACCAAUUCAACUGUAGCGGCUAAUGCGCCACAGUUUGUUGCACAAAGCUUAAUCACAGAUACAAAAUCUGAAUCAGAUGCUGCUUCCCAAGAUACAUUGGCUACCGCUGUGAACACAACUGCUGUACCUUCAAAGCCCAUUUACGUAACAGAAGCUACCGUCAGUUCUACUUCGUAUUCUACACCUGUUUCAAAUGAUUCAACUUCACCAAGCAAUGAAUCUAGAAAAGUUCAAAGUAAGGCGGCAAUAGCAAAUCGGGUAGAAAACACUUCGGAAAGCAACACAACUCCUGCGGAAGUCUCUUUGAAUGCUACAGCGGCAACGACACCUGUAAAUUCAAAUUUUGAUUCCACAACAGAAGCUUUUGCCAGUUCUGGCUCGGAGUCUACCUCGAGUGCCCCACCCAAAGAUAUAUACAGCUCUUAUACAUCAACAGCUUCGUACUCAAGCCCUGUUACGUCUGACACAGCAUCAGCUAGGAAGGCUGUGGAGCCCAAAGUAGAUAGCUAUACGCCUACUGCGGCUGCUUCCUCAUAUACCGCUGCGAAUAAUACAACUCAACUGCCCCUGGAAACUACAAUAGCUUCUGAUUCCACAACAGAAGCUUCGGUAGGUUCCACGGACUCGACCUCACAGCUGAGCUCGGUCGCGACAGAAACUUCGACUGAAGCAUCAACAUUGGGCAACGCACCACGAUUUAGAGCUCAAAGCUUAAGUAGAGCAUCAGCUGUAAAUCAAACACAAAGUACUCUAGUUAAUAACACCACUACGACGGAAAGCCCAUUAAGCGAUACAUCAGAGACUACAGCCAUAAGUCCUAAUUCCACAUCAGAAGCUCCUGUGAGUUCUGCCAGUAAUUCCACUGCGGCUGAGUCAUUAUACCCAACAACAGUUCCAUCAUAUGGAACGGCUCGACAGUCCCAAGUUGAAAGCUUGUACUUACCCACCUCAAAUUCAUUACCGAAAUAUUCAUCGGAAUCGACUGCUUAUCCUCAGGAAUCUUCCUCCGAACCUCCUGUGAGUUCGACCUCCGUCUCGACACCAGCUUCGACAUCGCCAAGUAGUGAGCCACAAGUGAGAGCUCAAAGCUUAAGUAGAGCAGCAGCUGUUAAUCAGACCCAAGCUGAUCCAGUUGAUAAUACCACAGCGACUACAGCCAUAAGUCCAAAUUCCACAUCAGAAGCUACUGUGAGUUCUGCCAGUAAUUCCACUGCGGCUGAGUCAUUAUACGCAACAACAGUUCAAUCAUAUGGAACGACUCGACAGUCCCAAGUUGAAAGCUUGUACUUACCCACCUCAAAUUCAUUACCGAAAUAUUCAUCGGAAUCGACUGCUUAUCCUCAGGAAUCUUCCUCCGAACCUCCUGUGAGUUCGACCUCCGUCUCGACACCAGCUUCGACAUCGCCAAGUAGUGAGCCACAAGUGAGAGCUCAAAGCUUAAGUAGAGCAUCAGCUGUAAAUCAAACACAAAGUACUCUAGUUAAUAACACCACUACGACGGAAAGCCCAUUAAGCGAUACAUCAGAGACUACAGCCAUAAGUCCUAAUUCCACAUCAGAAGCUACUGUGAGUUCUGCCAGUAAUUCCACUGCGGCUGAGUCAUUAUACCCAACAACAGUUCCAUCAUAUGGAACGGCUCGACAGUCCCAAGUUGAAAGCUUGUACUUACCCACCUCAAAUUCAUUACCGAAAUAUUCAUCGGAAUCGACUGCUUAUCCUCAGGAAUCUUCCUCCGAACCUCCUGUGAGUUCGACCUCCGUCUCGACACCAGCUUCGACAUCGCCAAGUAGUGAGCCACAAGUGAGAGCUCAAAGCUUAAGUAGAGCAGCAGCUGUUAAUCAAACCCAAGCUGAUCCAGUUAAUAAUACCACAGCGACUACAGCCAUAAGUCCUAAUUCCACAUCAGAAGCUACUGUGAGUUCUGCCAGUAAUUCCACUGCGGCUGAGUCAUUAUACCCAACAACAGUUCCAUCAUAUGGAACGGCUCGACAGUCCCAAGUUGAAAGCUUGUACUUACCCACCUCAAAUUCAUUACCGAAAUAUUCAUCGGAAUCGACUGCUUAUCCUCAGGAAUCUUCCUCCGAACCUCCUGUGAGUUCGACCUCCGUCUCGACACCAGGUUCGACAUCGCCAAGUAGUGAGCCACAAGUGAGAGCUCAAAGCUUAAGUAGAGCAGCAGCUGUUAAUCAGACCCAAGCUGAUCCAGUUGAUAAUACCACAGCCAUAAGUCCAAAUUCCACAUCAGAAGCUCCUGUGAGUUCUGCCAGUAAUUCCACUGCGGCUGAGUCAUUAUACCCAACAACAGUUCCAUCAUAUGGAACGGCUCGACAGUCCCAAGUUGAAAGCUUGUACUUACCCACCUCAAAUUCAUUACCGAAAUAUUCAUCGGAAUCGACUGCUUAUCCUCAGGAAUCUUCCUCCGAACCUCCUGUGAGUUCGACCUCCGUCUCGACACCAGCUUCGACAUCGCCAAGUAGUGAGCCACAAGUGAGAGCUCAAAGCUUAAGUAGAGCAGCAGCUGUUAAUCAGACCCAAGUUGAUCCAGUUAAUAAUACGACUCUUUCGGAUACGACACCUACAGAAACAACGGAAGCAAUUGAAUCCACAACUGAAGCUCUUGUCAGUUCGAGCUCGAAUUCCACAGCACAAUCGAGUUCAGAUUUAACGACAGUUCCAACAUAUUCGACAUCAGCAAGUAAUGUACCAGCCAUAGAUAAUACUCAACGUGCUUCAGAUAAAAAUACAACUUUAUCGGAGUCACCUAACCGAGAGAGUACGAAUGGAACCCAGUUGAUUGUACAAGUGUCUGAAAAGGAUGACGUUCAGACAGUUAAGAUUAAUAAUCAAAAUACCAAUCCAAGUCCGACAUACGUGUUCAUAUUCCUGUCCAAAUCCUCAGCACAAAAAGUGGAAGUAUGAGUAAGUUACAAAGGAAAUGGAUAGAUUAUUAGACAAAACAAUGCCAGAAAAAUCAACUAAUCCCAAUUCAAUUAUAAGACUUAAACAAUUGUUAAUUUACAUAUUAAUAAAUAUAUAAAUAUA
Drosophila virilis is the source of this 3841-nucleotide messenger RNA. RefSeq lists its product as uncharacterized. The record is from RefSeq and is a predicted model, not a curated record. Gene Ontology annotation, molecular function: protein binding. Lineage: Eukaryota; Metazoa; Arthropoda; Insecta; Diptera; Drosophilidae.